This is a messenger RNA of Aspergillus heteromorphus CBS 117.55, 700 nucleotides long. RefSeq lists its product as uncharacterized. The coding region runs from base 199 to 603 and encodes 134 amino acids. The transcript has a single exon. NCBI's taxonomy places the organism in Eukaryota, Fungi, Ascomycota, Eurotiomycetes, Eurotiales, Aspergillaceae. The record is from RefSeq and is a predicted model, not a curated record.
AGGUAGAGGGAAAAGGAUAAAAGGGGGUGCGGGCAGGUACCUAGUUUCACUUUUCAGGACAGAUAGCUAUCUAUAUGAUCGGUUGUUUAGCGACGUUGCUUUCUUUGAGUGCAUGUGUAUUGUCUAUUGUAUUGUGUCAAUGUCGGAUAUAUGAUACGAUCACUGCUUCUUCGCUGCGUUCCUUGGGCAUGCUGAUGUAUGGAUCUUGCGCCUACUGGUUCAGGCCUGUUAGGAGCUGGGGCUCUGUUGUUACAGCUCGCCGGUUUGGAGGCAUUUCAACUCCUCACAUGCUGUGAUGAUGCCUCUCGAGGUAACAUACACCAAACUACCACCAAACAGGACCUGAAAUGGGUUCUGCGAGAAAACAGAAAUCCAAAGAGAAAAUCUUAUCCGGAUUUCCCCCCCCUCUGCUCCAACCAUCGCCAUCUGGCCAGCUGGCCAUCCCUCUCUAACACAGACAAUAAUAUCCAGAACGUCUAUAGCCUGUUCAGGGUGUUGUAUAAGCCUGGUCAUGCUAUGCUAUCUACAGCUGAGUUUGAUAUGGGUCUAUACAAAUAUCUAUCUACCCGGGGGGAGGGAAUGGGAAACGGAAAUUGGGAUUGAUGAGGGGGAGAAGAAAGAGGGAAGGAAUGAAUUGAGUGAGUGAGUGAGUGAGUAAGGAAGUAGAGGGGGGAUAGUAGUACUUGGUAGUUUAUUUUGG